Rhizophagus irregularis DAOM 181602=DAOM 197198 is the source of this 2669-nucleotide messenger RNA. NCBI's taxonomy places the organism in Eukaryota, Fungi, Glomeromycota, Glomeromycetes, Glomerales, Glomeraceae. The record is from RefSeq and is a predicted model, not a curated record.
AAAUGCCUUCUACUGAUUCUUACGAUCCCGAAGUUCUUAUAAGAGAUCUCGACGAGAACGCAACGGAAAAUGUCGUUGAUUUUCUUAAUUCACAUUUUAGAGAGUUAGAAGAUCUAGAGAAUUUGAACUCAACUUUGGUUGAGCUGAAAGAAAACGAACAAUCUCAGAACGAAAAGCGCAUUCAAACGCAAGCAAAAACUUCGAAAGUACUUCAGCAAGCACUUGAUUCUUUUAAUGUUACAGUUAAUGAACUUGAAAAUUUACAAGCUACGCGAAUGGAAUUAGAAGAUGCAUUAGCGGAUCAUUGUAGUAUUGUAGUUUCUGAAAAGCCGAUAGAAGAUUCAGAGAACGAAACGCUAAUGAAAAAAUUGGUUAAAUUACAGCAACAAGUUGAUAGUUUGGAAAGAUCUAAGCAAUACCUCAAAGUUUUAGUGGUUGCAGAUGAAUUGAGUACAAAUGCAAAGCAAUUAAUUGAAAAAUCGCCACAAAAAUCUCUUGUACCAUACACACAACUUGCACAUCUAGCGCGUAAUAUCAAAUCUAAUAGUAAGGAAGCAGGUCAUGCAGUUAGUCAUUUAGAUACAUAUUUACAACAAUGCGUUGACACGUUAUGGGAAGAUAUGAAAAAUAGACUGACAAAAAAAUUUAAACAGACACUCGAUGCAUUUAAUUGGCCAACACCAAUUAAAGUUCCUUACCCACCUAAUACGACUGAUAAAUUUUCUGCAUUUAGAAAAGCAUUUACUGAGUUAUUGUUAUUACAACGACCAGCUGACGUUGAAGAAGUGUCAAAACCUUUAGAAUCUAAAAAUUCUAAGGAAGAUAAUGUACUUCUUCCGCCACUUUUGCCAAUGCAGAUAAUGGUUGAGCCUUUGAUAGUCCGGUUCAGGUAUCAUUUUGAUUCCAAAAGACCUACUAAUAGAAUUGAUAAGCCCGAGUGGUAUUUUAGUCAUGUUAUCACUACUAUACGCGAACAUUCGCCAUUCUUGACUGGUGCAGUGCAGGCUAUCGUUGAUGAUGCAGGUUUUGAGAAAUAUCACGCUAAAAAUGAAUUUAUCCGAUGUCUGCUUGUAGCUGUCACCAGAAAAUUAAAUAACAGUGUGCCAACAUUAUUGAAUUCUCCGCAAAUAUUUUCACACACAGUGUUUGAAACAUUACAAUUUGACCAAACUUUACGUGAAUUGCAUAUGUAUACUCCUCCUGGACAAGAUGAAUGGGGGGGAUGUGUUGAGGUGUUUACUGGGAAGAAGGAAUGGUUUAAAGCAUGGUUAAAGGUUGAAAAGACCUUUGCGGAGGCACGUUAUAAUGAAAUUAUGCACUCAGAAGACGUAUGGGAAAUGGUUGAUGAAGAAUUUCCUGAUGACGAAUAUAAGCCAACUAAAUCGGCAGCAAAAUUAAUUAAUCUUUUGGAGCUUGUAACUAGUCGUUAUAAACUAUUGCCCUUGUUUCAUAAUCGGAUUCGUUUUCUAAUUGCCAUACAAGCUGAAUUAUUAGUUGCCUAUUCUAAAAGAAUUGAUUCGGCUGUUGACUCUUUUGGAAAUUUGAGUUAUUCAAUUGUAAGAGCUGUUCCGAAUGUUGCAGCUACAGACAUCACGGGAGUUGAGGGAUUGAAAAGGUUAUGUCGAUGGCUAAGUAGUGCAGGUUUUGUCAGUCGAACAAUCAAAGAAUGGGGUGAGGAUUCGUUUUUUCUUGAACUUUGGCAUGAAGUUACCGUUCGUGCUGCACGCAAUACAGGCAAUACGGGUAAUACGGGUAAUAUAGGCGCAGCCGCACAUAAUACGGGCGCGUCACCUUUACCAUCUCCAACAUCAUCUAUUAGUUCCACAGAACAAGGCCAAGUUACGUCUUCGGUAAAUGUAGACGGAGCAAUUACUGUCGAUGAAGGAACGGUUUUCGAUGAUCCAGCUGAAUUGUUUGAUAAUAUUUGUGAGCGAAUUCAGUCAUUAAUAGUAAAAAACGUUUCCCGAGAAUUUUUUAAUGGAUUGAAAGCAUAUGUCAAAAAAAAUAAUUGGUCAAGGUCCGAUAUAUACAAUAAUGAUUUUACACGCCAACAAAUACCUAAAUUGAAUAAUCAAUCAAAGGAUACUACAUCUCGAUCAACCAUUGAAUUAUCACCAGAGCUUUAUACACCAUUAUCAGAUCUUGCGCAUUCUCUUACAUUCUUGUCUAAUAAUUUACCUGAUCGUAUAUUUAAACAUAUAUAUAAGGAUGUAUCAAAAGAAUUGGAAGAUUAUUUAUGGGAUCGUAUCUUGAUGAAAAAACACUUCUCUGAAAUGGGUGGAUGUCAGUUUGAAGUUGAUAUGGAAAAAGGAUUAUUUACUAUUGGAAAAAGAUGGAUUCGUAAACUCUUCCUGCAAAUCAUUCCAAAAUAGAGAGUAAGUCCGAUGACAAGUCACAACAAAGGACAUUGUCUCAAGUAAUCUCCAUGUUAUCUGAUGAUGAAUUAGAACCUAUAGCGAUUCCUAAAAUGUUAGAGAAUUUUGGAGUAUAUCAUUUAACACCUAAAGAAGCAAUAGAUGUUAUUGAAAGAAGAGUAGAUUCUUGACAACGUUAUUAUUUCAUUGUAAAAAUUUUUUUUAAAAGAUGACUUCUUAAAUUAUAUUAAUUACUAUGAUUAUAGUGAGUUUUAAAAUCAAAAUCGCGCUAAUGCUAUAUUUAUGGUAUGAAAA